Messenger RNA from Exophiala aquamarina CBS 119918, 900 nucleotides. RefSeq lists its product as uncharacterized. Gene Ontology annotation, cellular component: precatalytic spliceosome; nucleus. Gene Ontology annotation, biological process: mRNA splicing, via spliceosome. Bases 1 to 900 code for a protein of 299 amino acids. The record is from RefSeq and is a predicted model, not a curated record. The transcript has 2 exons. Gene Ontology annotation, molecular function: zinc ion binding; RNA binding. Lineage: Eukaryota; Fungi; Ascomycota; Eurotiomycetes; Chaetothyriales; Herpotrichiellaceae.
AUGUCGGAGUACUGGAAAUCAACGCCUAAGUAUUGGUGCAAACAUUGUAGCACUUAUGUGAAGGACACUCCUUUUGAGCGCAAGCAACAUGAAAGCACCGCCAAGCAUCAGAGCAACCUCAAACGCUUCCUCCGAGAUAUCCAGAACGGUCAUGAACGGUCUGAGCGAGAUAAACAACGGGCCAAGGCAGAGGUUGACCGUCUGAAAGGCACCUUUGGCUCAUCAUCCUCCGAUCCUGCCAACACCCUCGGUUCAGGCGCACAGCCUGCCCCUCAGCCCAGCAGAAUAUCAGCUCCAGUCUUUCAGUCAGCAGCGGAUCAGAAAAGACAAUGGGCACAGCUUGCCGAUUUAGGCAUCAAAGUCCCCGAACAGGUCCGCUCUGAGAUGGCCAUGGCUGGUGACUGGGCUGUUAUAUCCAAUCAGCCCGUCAUUGAGGAACAAAGAGAACAGCCCCUAAGCGUUGGCGUCAAGAAGCGGAAGCUGGAAGGCCAGGAAGAAGAGGAGGAGACAGGAGAAAGAGAAGGAAUAGUCGCGAGGCCUAGAUGGGGCGCCACAACCAGGCGAUUCCCUGGGUAUGACGAGGCAGAUCUGGACGGCUUGUUGUCUGGUUCAAUUUCGACGGCGAAGAGAGACAAACCCACAGCACCACCAUCUAGAUCACCAGAGGGUCACGUUGAGGCUGCUGAUCAAAUCAAGGUCACCCCUCUCGCUGCCGCGGGCGAUCGGGCUUCAACGCCUGUCAAGCUGGAGGGAGGGCAGCCCUGUAGAGUGGUCAAAAGCGAGGAUGAUGUCCUCAGGAAAGAAGAGCUGUGUCGUGCCCAAAGAGGGGCCGCUGUGGACAACAUUCCAGAAGAGUUACCAAUGCCAGUGUUCAAGCGGCGGAAGGCCAAGGUGUCGUGA